This is a messenger RNA of Suricata suricatta (meerkat), 2171 nucleotides long. It is a transcript of the gene PLEKHO1, whose product is annotated as pleckstrin homology domain containing O1. The transcript is spliced from 6 exons. Gene Ontology annotation, cellular component: muscle cell projection membrane; ruffle membrane. Gene Ontology annotation, biological process: regulation of myoblast fusion. NCBI's taxonomy places the organism in Eukaryota, Metazoa, Chordata, Mammalia, Carnivora, Herpestidae. The record is from RefSeq and is a predicted model, not a curated record. Bases 575 to 1288 code for a protein of 237 amino acids.
UGCCCGGGGGCAGGGGCCUCAGGAUGGAAACCAUCCGUCCGCACCGCCAGAGAAGGUCGGCUGGGUCCGGAAAUUCUGCGGGAAAGGGAUUUUCAGGGAGAUUUGGAAAAACCGCUAUGUGGUGCUGAAGGGGGACCAGCUGUACAUCUCCGAGAAGGAGUCACUUCCCAGCCUGAAGCCCGGAACCCGGGGAAGGGGAGAGUCCUGGAGGAACCACGCUGUGCCAAAGCGACAGGUAAAAGAUGAGAAAAACAUCCAAGAGGUGUUUGACCUGAGCGACUACGAGAAGUGCGAAGAGCUGCGGAAAUCCAAGAGCAGGAGCAAGAAGAAUCACAGCAAGUUCACGCUCGCCCACUCCAAACAGCCAGGCAACACGGCUCCCAGCCUCAUCUUCCUGGCAGUUAGUCCAGAAGAGAAGGAAUCAUGGAUCAAUGCCCUCAACUCGGCUAUCACCCGGGCCAAGAACCGCAUCUUGGAUGAGGUCACCGUCGAGGAAGACAGCUACCUGGCCCACCCCACUCGGGACAGGGCGAAAAUCCAGCACUCCCGUCGCCCCCCGACGCGAGGACACCUAAUGGCCGUGGCCUCCACCUCUACCUCCGACGGGAUGCUGACCUUGGACCUGAUCCAGGAGGAAGACCCUUCCCCUGAGGAGCCGACCUCCUGCGCCGAGAGCUUCCGGGUGGACCUGGGCAAGUCCGUGGCGCAGCUGGCAGGCCGCCGGCGCAGGGCAGACUCCGACGGGACCCAGCCGUCCUCAGAGCGAGCGAGCAGCCUGCCCCGGGCUCGGGAGAAGCCAGACCGAGGGGCCACCUACACCCCCCAGGCCCCCAAGAAGCUGAUGGCCGCAGAGAAGGGCCGCUGCGCCUCUUUGGAGGAGAUCCUGUCCCAGCGGGACGCCAGCCCAGCCUGUGCCCCCCAGCUGCAGCCUGAGGACCCCUCGGCCCUUGGGCCACCCCACCCGGGCCAGCUGUCCCGGAUCCAGGACCUGGUCGCCAGGAAACUGGAGAAGACUCAGGAGCUGCUGGCCGAGGUUCAGGGACUAGGAGACGGGAAGCGCAAAGCCAGGGACCCGCCUCGGUCGCCUCCCGAUUCGGAGUCAGAGCAGUUGCUGCUGGAGACCGAGCGGCUGCUGGGAGAGGCCUCGUCGAAUUGGAGCCAGGCCAAGAGGGUGCUGCAGGAAGUCAGGGAGCUGAGGGACCUGUACAGACAGAUGGACCUGCAGAGCCCCGACCCCCACCUCAGGCCUGCCGCUCAGCACAGUCAGUACCGGAAGAGCCUGAUGUAAAGGCAGGGUACGGCGGCAGCUGGAACUAGGGGGGGCGCACGGACUCUGAUCCCCAAGUAUUGGAGGAUAAAACUUUUUUAUUUACCUCAGUCCAAAAAAGAAAACAAAAACCACAAACUCCAUUGCUCGUGCUGAUGCCCAGCGCCCUUUGCACCCUCCUUUCCUCCCUGGUCCCUGUCUGACGCCUGCAUUGCCUCAGGUGUGAGGAGGUAACCCCUACAGUGGGGUUAGGAAGCUUUCAGGUAGAGGAGCGAGAAAGGGGGACGACGAAGGCAGAGUCUGACCGGCCCCACAUACCACCCCUCUGAGGCGUGGGGGGAAGGUUCUCUCGAGGACAUGUGAAAGCUUGAGUUUGUGGGCAGGGUGGUUCUCUUAGGUCCCAUUCCAGGAUUUCAGUUGGAGGGUGAGCUUUCAGCACCCCAGCCCCAGCCCUAGGGACGGGAAAGCCUUUGCCACCUGUCGGGGCACACAGAGGUGACGCCUGCCCCAGCCAGACACCAGCUUCCUGCCUCGUGGCCUCUGACAGACUGAGCCGCCUGGAAUGCCCUUCCCUGCCAUUUCUCUUUUAAUCUUCCACACCCUUCCCAGUACUGAUUCAGAUCCAGUGCUGGACAGAUGGGAUUGAUUUGGUCCUUGGUGAGGGGGGUGCCCAGUGCAGGGAAACUGAGGACCCCCAACCCCACAGAAGAGCCCCACUGAGAACGAAACUGAUUUGCAGUGCACGUGGGGCGGAACUGAGGGGAAAACCAAAUGUGUGUGUGUCCAUGUUCCUCUUUUUGACCAAGCGAGGGCUUGCUGUAGCCUCCCCCUCUCCUUCCUCCAACCUCUUCCAACGCUCAUCGAGCCCCAACUCUGGCAAAACAUCCUGAUGCUCACACCACCA